Blumeria graminis f. sp. triticale is the source of this 429-nucleotide messenger RNA. Lineage: Eukaryota; Fungi; Ascomycota; Leotiomycetes; Helotiales; Erysiphaceae. The record is from the annotation of a GenBank genome assembly.
AUGCGUCUAACCAACAUCCUAAUCCUAUUCGCUUGCUCUAUCACCGACGUUGAUGCAGAAUUGAAAUAUUGGAGGAUACAACAAGGCGCAAAAUGUGGUGCCUCAAUCUAUCGCCAGGAAACGCUAGAAGAUGCAAUUAAGCCCCAUUGCCGCAUAAAUUCUGACGGGAAGCCGGAGAUCAUUCUUACGGAUGAUAUGAAGAGGUCUUACAUCAUCCCGGAACCACCAACUCCGCUUUACUACUUGCCUCUACCAUCUGUGGACGCCAAUGGCGAAAUUGUCUCUAAGGAGCCCACCGACUACCAUGUAGCAGUUGAUCCGUAUUGUGAAUUCAACGUGGUGACAGAAGUCAUGAGCGUGGCCGACGACGGAAUUACUGUGGAUAACGAAAUGAGAAAAGACUGUGUGCCUGACAAGCCAUUCACUUAG